Molecule: messenger RNA, 708 nt
Organism: Microdochium trichocladiopsis
Lineage: Eukaryota; Fungi; Ascomycota; Sordariomycetes; Xylariales; Microdochiaceae
Product: 3,4-dihydroxy-2-butanone 4-phosphate synthase
Exons: 2
Coding region: 1-708 (235 amino acids)
Biological process (GO): riboflavin biosynthetic process; aerobic respiration
Cellular component (GO): mitochondrial intermembrane space; cytosol
Molecular function (GO): 3,4-dihydroxy-2-butanone-4-phosphate synthase activity
Source: RefSeq, a predicted model, not a curated record
AUGCCGUCAUCCACCAUCGACCACAGUCAAUUCGACUCCAUUCCGGACACCGUCGCCGCCUUCAAGAAUGGCGAGUUCAUUGUCGUCCUUGACGACGCAGACCGCGAGAACGAAGGCGAUCUCAUCAUCGCCGCCGACUCCGUCACCACCGAACAAAUGGCCUUCAUGAUCCGUCACUCCUCAGGCCUGAUCUGCGCGCCCAUCACCCCGCAGCUCACCGAGCACUUAGCCCUCCCGCAGAUGGUCAGCAAGAACCAGGACUCCCGCACCACUGCAUACACCAUCUCCGUCGACGCCGCCGAUUCUUCCGUCACCACCGGAAUCAGCGCCCACGAUCGCGCCCUCACAGUGCGCCUGCUCGCCGAUCCCAAGAGCACUGUCGAGACCUUUGUCCGUCCAGGUCAUGUCUUUCCGCUGCGCGCACGGCCGGGUGGUGUCAGGGUCCGCCGGGGUCACACGGAGGCGGCGGUUGAUUUUUGCCGCCUCGCUGGGAAGCCCGAGGCCGCUGCCAUCUCCGAGCUCGUCGAGGACGGAGAGGUGGUCGAGGGCCAGGCGCUGCACAAGGAGCCGGGCAUGAUGCGUGCCCCUGCAUGCAUCGCGUUCGCUCGCAGGUGGGGACUCAAGGUGUGCACCAUCGAAGAUCUGGUCAAGCACAUCGAGAAGGUCGAGGGCCCGUAUCAGGCCCAGGCCAAUGGCGGAAGCUCGUAG